Messenger RNA from Lachnellula hyalina, 912 nucleotides. RefSeq names its product Isoflavone reductase-like protein (gene A622). The transcript is spliced from 2 exons. Gene Ontology annotation, molecular function: oxidoreductase activity. The record is from RefSeq and is a predicted model, not a curated record. Bases 1 to 912 code for a protein of 303 amino acids. NCBI's taxonomy places the organism in Eukaryota, Fungi, Ascomycota, Leotiomycetes, Helotiales, Lachnaceae.
AUGGUUGAGAUCAAGAACGUCGCAAUUGUCGGAGGUUCUGGUGCUCUUGGAGAGCCGAUCACAAAAGCACUCGUAGAAUCAGGGAAAUUCAACGUUACUGUUAUCAAACGCCCAAGCUCCAAAGCCAGCUUCCCAGCUUCAGUCAAAGUCGUCACAGCUGACACCUCCUCGGUUGAAUCGAUCACUGCUGCGUUCAAAGGGCAGGACGCAGUCGUAUCAACUGUUGGUAACGAAGGCCUGCAAGGGCAACACGUUCUCAUCGAUGCGGCGAUUGCAGCAGGCGUGAAGCGUUUUCUUCCUUCCGAAUUCGGUGUUGACCUUGCCAACCCCAAGGUCGCUGCCCUCCCCGUUUUUGCACACAAGAUCGCUACCCAAAAGCACCUCCAAGAAGCACUCGCCGCCAAACCCGGCUUGACAUAUACGUGUGUCUCCAAUGGCCCCUUUUUGGACUGGGGUCUUAGCAAUGGUUUCUUGCUCGACACGAAGGAGGGCAAGCCUAAGAUCUACGACGACGGCAAGACUGUUUUCAGCGCCACCACUCUAGCUUCAGUUGGUCAGGCAGUUGUUGGUAUUCUAAGUCAUUAUGAGGAGACCAAGAACAGAUUCGUCUAUGUUCGCGACAUUGACAUUUCUCAGAAGCGGCUUUUGGAAAUUGCGCAGAAAGCUGCCCCUGAGAAGAAGUGGAAGCCCGUUAAUGUCAGCACCGUGGAUGUUGAGAAGUCGUCCAAUGAGGGUUUAGCAAGGGGCGAGUUCACGUUUCCAGUUAUGGCUGGAUUUAUUCUUGUAGGGAUUUUCGGAGAGGAUUAUGGUAGUAAGUUUAAGAAAGAUGAUAACGCGCUGCUUGGAAUCACUGGGAAGACAGAGGCAGAUGUUGAGGCCAUCCUCAAGACUUCCCUAGCUGGCGGAAACUAG